CCAACAAAAGAAAUCUUGUUUCAACCACUGCUGCUAAUAAGCAAUUUGUGGUCAUAGCACAUGAUUAUUCCGACGCAGAAGCAUUAUCUCGACGUUUAUCAGUUCGUGAAGCCCAUUUAGUACGUGCUAAAGAAUCGAAGGAAAAAGGAAUAAUAAUAUUUGGUGGGGCACUACUAAAAAGCGCAAAGACGGAUGAUAAUGCUGAUGUUGAUCGUGGCGAUAGUAGAAGCGGCGACGCGAAUGGUGAAGCAAAAGAAAUUAUGAAUGGUAGUCUAUUCGUAUUAGAGGCGGAAACUGUACAAGAUGUUUAUAAAUUUGUUGAGCAAGAUCCGUAUGUUACCGGAAAUGUUUGGGAACGAAUCGUCGUUCUACCUUUUAAGAUGUAA
Molecule: messenger RNA, 386 nt
Organism: Ambispora leptoticha
Lineage: Eukaryota; Fungi; Glomeromycota; Glomeromycetes; Archaeosporales; Ambisporaceae
Source: the annotation of a GenBank genome assembly